AGAACGAAGACGAAGCGGCUAUUCGAAGUUCCUCACGUGGCUUUCACUGGGUUACAUCGACGUGUUCCGUCGAGAUGGAGUCUUGGAGGGCAGCGGCCUUUUUGCUGUGGAUCGUCGCCAGGAUCGCCCGGUGUCAGAAGAACACUGGCAUCUACAACCGCAUCCUGCUGAACGACUAUUGCGGCAACGCGCGGGAGGCCAAGAAGGAGCUUCGCAGUUCGGCCGCUUCCCUUUCGUCUGCCAUCGUGACGGCCGUUCAGCGGCGCCGCCGGAGUCCCGGCAGCGAGCUGUGCGAGUACGAGGUGCAGACCACGGGCGGCACGGGACUCAUCGUGGCCAUCAGCGAGCUGAACUUGCGCAUGGGCACGCUGAACACGUCCUGCAUCGACUACAUAUGCAUCAAGACCAAAUACACCUUGUCCGGAGAGAACGACGUGUUCUGCGGGAAAGUGACCAGCGACCUUAACAAGCACUGGACCACUUCUUACUCCAUAGACAUAGAGUUCUUCUCGAAGACGCCCAUAUCGUACUUCGUCAAGGGCGAUAUUGUCAAGAUCAUCGUCACGAGCUUCACAGAAGCUAGCGACGGAGGCUGCGGUCCUGGGGAGUUCCGGUGCGCGAGCAGCCGCUGCAUCUUCGGCGGCUAUCGCUGCGACGACAUCAACAACUGCGGGGACGGCAGCGACGAGGCGCUCUUCGGCGAUUCCAUGUGCCUGAUGCCGAAAAGCUCCCUCAUCCUGAUCACCCUCGGAGUGGCGAACCUUGUCAUCACCUGGUUCUCCGUUUUUUAUUGCUGCGUCCGCAACGCUCUCACAAAGAAAAAGGUGCUCCAAGAAGAUCGCUGGGGCAUGGCGACACCUCCUCUGCUGACGGCGAUAGCCAGAGAAGGAAGUCAACAGGACGGCUCAGGCGGUGCCUUCAGUUCGCCAGAUAACGAAAUGACCACCGGGCCACUCCAGGUGGAACUCACGAGGGGACAAGAUGCGGUGGCUGCCCUGGCGGCCGACGCCCAGGAAGAUACCACGUUGUCUCCCGAAUAGGCGAAACACAAGGAACGUGUGGAAGAAACAACGCAUACUCAUUGCUGGACAGUAGUCCGGUAGAUCGAUGGUUCUAUUCCACGAUAUAUUAUACCGGCUUCUAACUAAUCAUGUUGGUCGGAAUACUUGACGACUGCUCGUGUAAUGCCAAGAGGUUAUGUAAUCUCUCGGUGUGUAACGCAGUCUUUAGGAAAAAAUGUUUCAAGCUAAGCAAUUUCCCUAGUGACCAGAUUCUUUUCGUCUUAUAUAUCUUGAAACGUAGAUAUUUUAGUUAAGAUUUUUAGGAGGAAAAGGUUUUGGAGCUUGCAUUUAUUUUCAGUGAAUAUAUCUGCGAAAAAUUAGAAAGUGAAGAAGUCUUUUUUCUAAUGUUUUUUUUUUAAGUUAGCAAUGAAAUAUAUUUUUUUAUUUAGAAAAUGCAGGUUUCAUUCAUCAAAGUUUAUCUUCGAACUAAUAAAAAAAAUAUACCGA
Messenger RNA from Ixodes scapularis (black-legged tick), 1508 nucleotides. RefSeq lists its product as uncharacterized. The record is from RefSeq and is a predicted model, not a curated record. The transcript has 6 exons. Gene Ontology annotation, molecular function: protein binding. Lineage: Eukaryota; Metazoa; Arthropoda; Arachnida; Ixodida; Ixodidae. The coding region runs from base 75 to 1040 and encodes 321 amino acids.